GUUCCUAGUGCGCCUGCGCCGUUCCUAGUGCACGGUAGCACUACGCGCUCCAAGAUGUGACUUCUUGAAAGGAACCGCGGCGUUGGCGGUUUGAAGUCAGCCCAUGUCGCCUGUGUCCCGAUCCCGCCCUCAUGAGGACAUUCUGGGCUCUCAGAAACGACGACGUGGCUCGCACAGCCCACUGUCGGUGUUACAGACUCGACGAUCCCCUCGGGGAGGCGGUUUCGGCCUUCACCUCAGCGCGUUCGAGGGGCUCCGGCCUCCUCGGGGAACAGAGGGGCCCCGCCUAGCGCAUUCCGUCAGCCGCCCCAGGUCUGGAGAGCGACCGCCACCGCCAGGAUUCCGCACGUUUGCCUCUUCGUCCUCCUCUUCCAUCUGUGGUGGGUAUCGCUACCACCACUAUGCGGGAGAUCGUUUGUGGGCGGAGGACCAGGAAAAGGAAAAGGAGGAGAGCUAUAGGCUAAGGAGGCUGAAGGAAAGAGAGAGGAUUGGAGAGCUGGGAGCACCUGAAGUAUGGGGAUUGUCACCCAAGUUUCCUGAGCCAGAUUCUGACGAACAUACGCCAGCUGAAGAUGAGGUGAAGAAUCCGAAGAGCAGCAGUUCAGAUUUCACCAAUGAAAGGUCAAAGACCAGUCAUUCAACAAAGAGAAAAAGGAAGAAAAAGCUUCCCAAAAGGAAACAUAGAAAGUAUUGUGAUAAUGACAGCGAUUCUGACUCUGACAUUCAUUCUAGCUCUGGUGGUGAUAGAAAGAAAUUUAAAACCAAGAAGAAAGAGAAGAAAAGGAAACACCGGGCAAAACAACUCAAGAAGAAGAGGAGAACUAAAAAAGAAUACAGUGACAUAGGCUGCAGAGCUUUAGAAAGGGAAUUGCCAGAAGAUGCGUGGAUGGAACAGUCGAGGAGUGCAGAUACCAUGGAUUUAAUAGGCCCGGAAGCACCUGUAAUACAUACCUCUCAAGAUGAGAAACCUUUGAACUAUGGCCACGCUCUGCUUCCAGGUGAAGGUGCUGCUAUGGCUGAAUAUGUGAAAGCUGGAAAGCGCAUCCCACGAAGGGGUGAAAUUGGGUUGACGAGUGAAGAGAUCGCCUCAUUUGAAUGUUCAGGUUAUGUCAUGAGCGGUAGCAGACAUCGCCGAAUGGAGGCUGUAAGACUGCGUAAAGAGAACCAGAUCUACAGUGCUGAUGAGAAAAGAGCUCUUGCGUCCUUUAACCAAGAAGAGAGGCGGAAGAGAGAGAAUAAGAUCCUAGCCAGUUUUCGAGAAAUGGUUUACAGAAAGACAAAAGGGAAAGAUGACAAAUGAGAACUUGUUUGCUGCACUGCCGGACUUUGAACAACAAGGGUUUUGUAUGACUAAAAUAAUAGUAAAUGCCUUUACCAUUUGCCGGUGAUAUUGUACUUACUGUGUUACUAAGUACUAUAGGAAAACACUUUUUGAAACGUCAUUAGAAAGUUUUACAAACAUUACCGGGAAUGAAUAAAAAGGCGAAUGUCAUUCCAGUCCCUGAUUCACCGCCUCUCCUGAAAAGCAAAAUGUCUUCUGUAUCCUUCCAUGGUUUUGUGCAUAUGCAAGGUAUUUUGAAGAACGAAAAUUAGUGCUACUAAACAUAAGCGUGCUCCCAUCCACAUCUGCUACCGUGAUUAUCCCCACCCCCCACCCCAAGGGGAGUUUUACCUUUUGGAGGCAUUGCCCUAGGAGGGCAAAAAGAAUUUGAGAGCAAUACCCAAGAAAGUAACCAUUUGGACCUAUUUGGAUUCAGUGGACUGUAUUCCACUGGCUGUAGUUAACAGACUCGGUUAAAGAAGCUCAGUUUUAUUGUUUAAAAAUCUGGGAAACUAAUUCCAGCAUAAUGCUAAUAGAACUUGGGCUUUUUCUCUAUCUUUUCCAUGGCUCAUUUGCUCUAGAGUGGUUUUCCUUAUAGAAAAAAGAACUGCCAAAUCUCUUUAAAGAGCAUUUCUUUUUGAAGGGGUUGGAAAUUUUCUUUGCUGCAAUGCUAUUUCUUCAUAACCAUCAGCUGCUGUGCAUUGUAAAAUUGAAAUAGUAUUGUUCUUCAUCUGACCCUAUGCCACAGUUUUUCUCUGUUCCCAUUUAUUGCCAAUGGGAAGAUUAUGGGUUUGGCCAAAAUGGGAUGCAUUUACAAAUUACAAUGGUGUACAAGGCUAAUGAUAACACUAUUCUGGGAAUCUAUUAUUAAUACAUACUUUGCUGAAAUUAUUGACAUAAUAGAACUUUCAUAACCACUUUUUGAAAGAAAUGAGUUCAUAAGUUCUAAACAUCAGAGCCUAGUUUAGUCUGAAAAUAGAUAUAAAAGUGUAUAUAUUAUGUUUAUCUGCAAUCCUUAGGAAGCUGAGGUAUUUUCUCUCAGCAGCAGUACUUGAGAGUAGUUUCUUCUUUGUGUAUAUUACUAAAAGUUACUGAAAGUUUUAUCCACUAUUAAUUUAAGACAAUCAUAUUGGAGUAAGUUGCUUCACAGUAGUUUAUUUAAGGUGUCAUAUUCAUUUCCAGAUUUUUAUAUAUUUCUCAUGUUUCUGUAAGUUCUUCUAGUGAAGUAUUUAGAGUCAUCUUCAUGUAAGGCAUUUUAAAACAAGAUCUGCUAAGACACUGGGUUUUCUUCAUUAACUACAGUUACAUUCCUUGAUAGAAGAGAGAAGAGCUCACUGGCAACCUUUACAUUUUGCAAAGUACCAUAUCCAUCUUUUUAAACCAUGUCCCAACUUCAUGUAGACUAUAGUGAACAUCUUCCAAAGAUUGCUCUGCAAAAUUACCUAUUCCUACCAUUUUAAUAUCAUUUUUGUUUUCCAUUUUCUCAUCACAGUGAAAGAAAGUAUGAAUCCUGUGUACAAUUUCUCAAGAGCACCUCCCCUCAACUACCAGCCCCCAGUGAGCAACACCAUAGACUAUGUAGUCCAUGCCUUUCAAUACAGUGUCACAUUUGUAGGGCUUCCAAGGUCACUGCCAGGAGAGAAUAUUUCUGACUUGGUAUUCUUAACAAGAUUUUAUCUUAAUUGAAUUAGUGUAGUCUAUAUAUCUGCUUAAAGUAAGUGCAGUUGUCAAAUGAACAGAAUAGCUUACUCUGAGGCCCUGCAGGUCUGGUCAGUGUAGAGGCUACAUAUGGCUAUCUGAAAAUACCAUGUUGGACAGGAAAGAUAGAUAACCAACAAAUGCCUGCUGCAGUUUUGAAUUUUAAAAUGUGUGUGUUCAUAACAUGUACUGGUAGUAUUCAUAGAAAAGCUUGAUUUUAUUGGCCAUAUCCUAAUUGAAAUGGAUGCAGGAUUUAUCCAUAAAUCAAUAUAAAAAAGCUGAAGAUCCAGGGUGCUGAAGUCUUUCAAAGAGUAGAUUAGGCCCAUCUAGAAGGGGAAAAAUGUUUGUGGAGAUACAAGGACUGAGGUGUUUGCAAAGCAUGUAAAGAGAUCUUUUGUUUCUAAGGAAGACCUCAGAGUGAGCUGCAUUUAUGAUCUACAAUAGGCAUUUGUUGUCCAUAGGGAUGUUAAUAUUUACUGACCCUGAUUUCUCAACACUACCCAAACUAACUCUCAAAACACUAGUAAGCUCCAUAGAAUUGACAGCAUUGAAUGGGUUCCAGAAUGUGAAAGGGCAGUGUGAUGUGGAAGAACUUCAUUCAAUGGUGUAACUUGUUCCAGGUUGCCCCAAAAUGAAGUUGAGGAAAAUUGGUGAAAGCUGUGCUUGUACAUCUGCACAUUCCAUUUAUGGAAGCUAUACCUCACUAUAUACAGGGUGAACACUGGUUUUUUUUUCACUUAACAGUACAUCUUGGAUAUGUUUUGUAUCAGUACAUAUAAAUCUAAGUUUUAUAUUAUUUUAGGUGUUUGUAAAUGAUUGUAUGUAAGUGUUUCUGGACAUGUGGGACUCUUCUGACUUAAUGACAGUCGAUAUGAACUGAAGCAAACAAGAUGUGUUGGUUCAUGGCAUUGAUACGAGGAGAGCACUAGUGGAAAGACAUCAUGCUGGUGGCCCAGGCAAGGGCAAGGACUGUGGAGGCUUUCAGAAGUGGGUUAUGGCCACUCCUUUUCAUCAGCUCUGAGCACCAGCCUUGAAAGUAGAUACUACUACAACGAUGCUUCCUAGGAAGACUGACAGAGCAACAUCACCAUCAGCACUGUACUUUUUGAAAAAGCUUUAUGUCUUGUUUUUCUGGUCAGUUAACAUGACUUUUGACUGUUAAUUUUAUUUUCCCUCUUCAAGAAUAAGGUGAAGCAUCUUUUCCAGGAUUUCUUAUUUUGUAGUUCUUGUAUGUAAAGUGUGCACACUAAUGUUUAGCCAUUGUAUUUGGGAAAUGUUAGACAUCUUAUUCAUCAUAAAAGCUCUUCAAGUAAUAAAAAGUUAACGUCUUA
Molecule: messenger RNA, 4350 nt
Organism: Mesocricetus auratus (golden hamster)
Lineage: Eukaryota; Metazoa; Chordata; Mammalia; Rodentia; Cricetidae
Gene: Nkapl
Product: NFKB activating protein like
Exons: 2
Coding region: 104-1300 (398 amino acids)
Biological process (GO): regulation of gene expression
Cellular component (GO): nucleus
Molecular function (GO): chromatin binding
Source: RefSeq, a predicted model, not a curated record